Molecule: messenger RNA, 315 nt
Organism: Aspergillus pseudotamarii
Lineage: Eukaryota; Fungi; Ascomycota; Eurotiomycetes; Eurotiales; Aspergillaceae
Exons: 3
Coding region: 1-315 (104 amino acids)
Source: RefSeq, a predicted model, not a curated record
AUGUUUCGCCGGUUGCCAUUAACCCGUCCCCCACCAACUUGUUUCGUCUUUACUGCGUCCCCAUCUCGCAGACCAUUUAGCACCACUGGGAGCAACUUGAACACCAACGAAUCCAGUUCGUUCAAAGAAGGGGUAUCUCGGUACAAACUUUUCGCAAGUCCGUUUGCCAAGGUCUUCUUGGGAGCCAUUUUCACAUACCAAGUGAUUUACUGGACAUGGCUGAAACUUGAAAUGGAUGAGUCGAAAUAUAUCAAGAAUCAAGAAGUGGCGACUCUGGAGAAGCAGGCUAGGGAGCUGACGGGGACCCAAAAAUAA